This is a messenger RNA of Heterobilharzia americana, 467 nucleotides long. The record is from the annotation of a GenBank genome assembly. NCBI's taxonomy places the organism in Eukaryota, Metazoa, Platyhelminthes, Trematoda, Strigeidida, Schistosomatidae.
AAGAAGGGAGACCUCAGUGUUUGCAAGAACUGGUGAGGAAUCGUGUUCCUGCCAACACAAGGCAAGCAAAGUAUUAUGCUGCAUCAUCCUGAAGAGACAAAAAGAUGCGCUGAAUUGAAAAUUACGACGGGAACAGGCUGGCUGGAUUCAGGAAGUCCAGAUCAUGUGCGGAUAAAGUUGAAACACUACGCUACGCAUCAUCAUAGAACAGAGCACAGAAUGACAGUCAACUCUCAAACCCACCUCAACUUCAUGGAUUUUGAAAAGGCCUUGGACAGUGUCGACCGAGAAGUAAUUUGGCAGGCAGCUGCUUCAACACUACGGAAUAACACAAACCUUUAUCAACCUCAUUCAACAACUAUAUUGCCUUAUGAUGCUACAUGCCACAUGCCAAGUAAUUCACAGUGGGAAGCUCAGUGAUGCCUUUGAAGUGAAGUGAAGUGAAGACAGGAGUAAGAGAAGGCUGU